This is a messenger RNA of Mesorhabditis belari, 1779 nucleotides long. NCBI's taxonomy places the organism in Eukaryota, Metazoa, Nematoda, Chromadorea, Rhabditida, Rhabditidae. The record is from the annotation of a GenBank genome assembly.
AUGUUUUUCUCCAUUGAAGGGUUGACUUCGCAAUUGGCUUUGUAUUCAGGAUUACAAUCAAAGAAUGACAAUCUCGAAGCAAUCAACCGUAAAAAUAGAGAGGUCCCUGUUACACGCUUUCCACUCUUUCGUGGCUAUUGCCAAUACCACACAAGUCUACCGAUGGAUGCACGCCGAUUCGCUUUCCUCACCCUCGGCUCUCUGUCAAUCGCCACUCUCAUCGCUUGGUAUAUAAGCAAAGCGGCGAAGAAACGCCGUGCGCUUAUGAGUGAUUCACAUCAAAAUCUCAACACGGAGUCAAAAAACGACGCGUUUCCAAAUCAACAACGUGUACACUUUGAAGAACAAGAAAAUCAUCAUCAGAAUCUGAAUUACGAGAGUCACAAACCACUCGACGACGACGAUCCACUCUUGAAUGUAGACGAAUCAACCGAUUGCGAGGAAGAGCUGGAAGCGACGAACAGCACAGCCACCGAUGAUGAGACGAGAAAUCCAGAGAUCGAAAUUGAAAUAACCGAAUACGGGGACGAAGGCGCUGACAUUGACAUGGAGAAUAACAUUGAGAGCAAGGAUCAAGUGCCGAUGUCAAUAUCCCCACUCGCCGAACUGCUGAACUCUGCCGACAUGGAGCCGUUCUCGUGGAGUGAGGAGGUAGAGCGAAGUUAUCAAGAGUCGUUGGAGGAAAACGAGGCGACGAAUGGAGACCGUGAGACGAUCGAGAGUCCCAGUCUGCAAUCACAGGAUUCAGAUGGCUCUUCGGGAGAUAGCGGGCGGGCCACUGGUGGGCUAGCUUCGAGCUUAUCCCCGCACGAAGACUCCGGUGAGAUUUUGCCUCAAUACGAGUUCGAAAUUCCCAACUCUCUCGUCGGUCUCAUCAUUGGAAUCAAAGGAAAAACGAUUAAAGAACUUUCUACUCGAACCGCAGUCAAAAUGCUGAUUCGACCACAUCAUUCACAAACAAAAGUCGACUCUCAUCAAAUUUGUCAAGUGCGAGGGAAACGAGAUCAGAUCAAUAAAUGUUUAUGUAUGUUGAGGAAACGUUUCCCACCACCACGUUUCCCUGAGCUUAACCUUCAACCAGUGAUGCCACCACCAUUACCUAGUGGUCUUUAUGAUGCUCUUCAUUCCCAACCAACCUGGCUAACCCUUCCUGAAGGCGUUUCAACUGAAGUUGUCAUUUCAUCUUUGGUUGAUCCCGGUCAUCUUUUCCUUCAACAACCCACUCAUCCAUCAUUCUCUUCAUUAAACCUGCUUGAUCGCUACAUGCUUCAUCUCUAUUCACAAGAUAGCGGUAUUCCACAUCUAUCAGAGCCAUGUGAAACCGGUCUUCUAUGCGCAGCUCCAAUCCUUGGCGCAUGGUUCAGAGCAGUCACCGUUCUACAUUACCCGGAACAAGAUGAGGUUUUGGUGCGUUUUGUUGAUUACGGUGGGUACAGAAGAGUGUCGAGAAUGGAUCUUCGACAGAUUCGAACCGAUCUAAUGACUCUACCCUUUCAAUCAAUCGAAUGCUAUUUGGCUCAUGUGCAACCAGUUGAUGGAACUUCUCAAUGGGGCGAUGAAGCUUUCACCGUUUUUAAGAGCGCUUGCAUGGGAAAGGUAAUUGAAGCUCACAUCAUUGGGUAUCAUAUCGACGAUCGAGUGCCAUUCGUUGAAUUGAGCGCUCCAAACCACAAUGGAAAGGUGGAACGGGUGGAUGCCCUUUUGAUGAAAGGUGGAUUAGCCAAAGCCUCGGAUCCAUCCAAGAUUUGCCGUCUUCAACCAAAAAAUGUUAGCAUCAUU